GAACGGACACAGUAAAACAGGAACAAGGAAGCCCCCGUAAUAGUGUAGCCACCCAAUGAUGGGAGAAAACUCUAAGGUCCAAAUUUGGCGAAACAGCAAAACUGCCUGAAAACACAUUUGCAGUUUUGGUUGGGUGGCUCAAUUACAGCAGAGAAACGGGGGAGGGAGGUUAGGGACGAGCAGGACAAAAUAAGGCGACGGGAGAGGAGAGAAAAAAAAAUACCUGCUGUCUCUCUCCACCCUCCCUCCGUUUCGCCCCUUGCUGGGAAUCGAUUGGGCCGGAAGCUGAUUGUUGCAUUGCGAAAGAGGAAGAGGACAGUGGUGCUCGCCGUCACCAUCGAAGAUGUUCUCCUCGCCCUUCUCCGUGACCUCUUCGCACAGCAGCGAGCAUGAGCCGGUUGCAAGGGACAGCUCCAUCAUCGUCGCCGUCGACCGGGACAAGAACAGCCAGCAGGCGGCGAAAUGGGCGGUGGAUAAGCUCCUCACCAGGGGCAGCAUGCUCCAGCUCGUCCAUGUGAGGGUUGAAGCAAACAAAGAUGAGGGUGACGCAGAGAUAACACAGCUAUUUAUAUCAUAUAGAGGGUAUUGUGCUCGUAAAGGGAUGCAUCUGAAGGAGUUGAUCUUGGAUGGCACUGACAUCUCCAAAGCAAUAAUUGACUAUGCCACUAGCAAUGCCAUCACAGACAUUGUCGUCGGCGCAUCAACUAAGAACACAUUCAUCAGAAGGUUUAGAAAUCCCGAUGUCCCAACGUGUUUGAUGAAGAUGGCGCCUGAUUAUUGCACGGUACAUGUCAUCCACAAGGCAAAAGCCAUCCAGGUGAAGGCAGCCAAAGCUCCUGCACCCUUUGCUACUCUCCCUCCAAAGCAACACUCGCAACCAAACAUAGAGUCUGAUGCUUCAAGGGCCUCAAGAGGAGACUGGAAGAAGACUCCUCCUACAUCGUCUCCAUUGGCAAGUAGAAAUUCAGUGGACCGGUUAUCUGCCUAUGCAAAGGCCCCGUCGAGAGAUAGGCCUCUUACCGGAGCUAGGACAGCACCCCAGAAGGAUUUUGACGACUACAUCGAUUUCAUAGCACCACCGAGGCCCUCAGUGGCCCGUAGCUCCUUUUCAGAUGACAUUGAUUUCGCAAUGAGCAUGGAGCUGCCAUCCAUAGACUUUGGUGAAUCCAUGGAGCUCUCCUCAGCGAUGUCCAUGGAAAGCCUGAGUUGUGCCGGGGAUGUGGAAGCUGAAAUGAGACGCCUGAGACUAGAACUGAAACAGACAAUGGAGAUGUAUAACUCUGCAUGUAAGGAAGCUGUUGAUGCCAAACAGAAGGCAGCACAGAUGCACCAGAUGAAGGUGGAGGAGUCCAAGAAGUACCAAGAACUACGGAAUUCAGAAGAGGAAGCUCUUGCGCUAGUUGAAAUGGAGAAAGCGAAGUGUAGAGCUGCACUUGAGGCAGCAGAAGCUGCGCAGAAAAUUGCAGAGCUCGAGGCGCAGAAGAGAUUGAGAGCAGAGUGGAAGGCAAAGAGGGAGGCUGAGGAUAGGAAGAAAGCAACUGAUGCACUGAACAAAAAUGAUAUCCGGUACAGGAGAUACUCCAUCGAUGACAUAGAGGCUGCUACUCAUAAGUUUGAUAAGGCGCUCAAGAUAGGAGAAGGCGGAUAUGGACCAGUAUACAAAGCAGUACUGGAUCAUACCAAUGUUGCUAUCAAAAUCUUGAGACCAGAUGCAUCACAGGGGCGGAAACAAUUUCAGCAAGAGAUUGAAGUACUAAGCUGCAUGCGGCAUCCAAACAUGGUUCUGUUGCUUGGAGCCUGCCCAGAGUAUGGGUGCCUGGUGUACGAGUACAUGGACUAUGGGAGCCUAGAGGAUCGGCUCUGCAGGCGAGGAAAAACGUUGCCAAUCCCAUGGAGCAUCCGCUUCAGGAUCGCCGCUGACAUCGCAACUGGACUCCUCUUCCUCCACCAAGCGAAGCCAGAACCACUUGUCCACCGGGACCUGAAGCCCGCCAACAUCCUCCUCGACCACAACUUCGUCAGCAAGAUCAGCGACGUCGGGCUCGCGAGGCUGGUGCCACAGUCCGCGGCCGACGUCACGCAGUACAGGAUGACAUCGACGGCCGGCACCUUCUGCUACAUCGACCCGGAGUACCAACAGACUGGCAUGCUCACCACCAAGUCCGACGUGUACUCGCUCGGCAUCAUGCUGCUCCAGAUCAUCACGGCGAGGUCGCCCAUGGGGCUCACGCACCAUGUGGAGAACGCCAUAGAGAGAGGAGCCUUCCAGGAGAUCCUCGACCCGACGGUGACCGACUGGCCGGUGGAAGAGGCUCUGGAAUUCGCCAAGCUGGCGCUGCGGUGCGCGGAGCUGCGGAAGAAAGACAGGCCGGAUCUCGGGAAGGAAAUCUUGCCGGAGCUGAACAGGCUGCGCAAUCUUGGGCAUGAGUAUGAGACUUCCCAGGUCAGCUGCGCAAGUACGAACUGCUCAAGCUCCGCUCCUUACAGUUUCAAUAACGAUGACAUCUGAAUGCCAUGGGAAGGAAUCUUCCGCCGGAUCAAGCAAAUCAAGCAUACUCAUAAUUGUAUAGAGUAUAGACGGGCAUGAGGUUGCCUUCCAGGUCUGGAAAACCACUGCUGUCCAUGCUUGUUCAGAUUCAGUCCUGACUCAGAUGAGAUGGUCAUGGACUGCAGCGCCUGAUGAUGGGGCCUAAAAUAGUUCCAGUGAACCAAACGAGAUUGUUAGCGUGUAGAUAAGGGGAGCAUACAAAGGAAACUUAUGGUGUGUACAUGUGUGUAAAAUGUGUUGAUUUCUUUUUUGCUGUAACAGCAGCCUCAAGUUUCCAAACUAUGGUUUGCCUCCUUUAUUUAAUUCACCAGCUCGGUUCCUGAAAAAAAAA
Messenger RNA from Zea mays, 2879 nucleotides. RefSeq names its product U-box domain-containing protein 52. NCBI's taxonomy places the organism in Eukaryota, Viridiplantae, Streptophyta, Magnoliopsida, Poales, Poaceae. The transcript has 8 exons. Gene Ontology annotation, biological process: protein phosphorylation. Gene Ontology annotation, molecular function: protein kinase activity; ATP binding. The record is from RefSeq and is a predicted model, not a curated record. Bases 344 to 2509 code for a protein of 721 amino acids.